Messenger RNA from Epinephelus moara (kelp grouper), 8369 nucleotides. RefSeq lists its product as uncharacterized. The transcript is spliced from 10 exons. The coding region runs from base 545 to 7621 and encodes 2358 amino acids. Lineage: Eukaryota; Metazoa; Chordata; Actinopteri; Perciformes; Serranidae. Gene Ontology annotation, molecular function: protein binding. The record is from RefSeq and is a predicted model, not a curated record.
CGCAGGGUGGAAGUGAAGUGGACGGUACAGUAGUCUUCAAGCAAGCCAGACAGAGUAGUCGGUUACUAGCUUUUUGUAAAGCCUACAGGCUUCAGUAGAUAUCCGACACAAGGCGGAAAUUUCUCUCUAAAGUGAACCUGGAUUUUUUUACUUGUCACAAAGUGGCUGUCAACUUGCAAACCUAGCUGGUUAGCUGGAUGGCUAGUGAUAAUGAAGUGUUAUGCAUUGUCGGACAAUCAGCUAGUGUUACUCCGGCUAAUGCUCCUUUAGCCAUCUUGCUGUCACUGACAUCACUCCGUGCGCUGACGACAUGCGGUGUAUGCAUAACUUUUUAUCUGUUCGGCAUUUAAUUACUCCAAAAUUUCCAUUAUGGACAGCGAACGCAGCAAUUGCAGGCCCCAGAUUGGAGACAAUAGCAAGCUAACCUAGCUAGCAAGCUGUCGUGGCUGCUAAGCUUGCUAAAAGCUGUCUUGCCUGGUGCGUGUCUGGAGCGGCACUGAAAACGUCGAGGUGACACCUGUUACCCACUUCAGGUGCCUGCACCAUGGAUCAGGUGGAUGUGACAGACCAAAUCACAGCAGCUUGUAGCCGACCCUUGUUCCCCAAAAAAGACUCGGCACCCCCACAGCCAAACGCAGACAUCAUGUCUUCACAAUCCAAAUGGGUGAGCAACAGCACUGAGGACACUGACCUGAUCAUAACUGAAGACGGGCUCAGUAAUGGCACAUGUGAAGUUGAGACUAUGGUAGCGUUACACUGUCCUGGCUACAGUGGGGAUGUAGCUGCUGACCACCUUGCACUGAGCAACGAUGGCAUGUCAGAGUUUUCUAACAGUGACCUCUCUCUGCCUGAGGUCUGCAUUUCCACCAACAGCAACAGCUUCGAGGAGGAUAUGAACUAUGAGGUCCAGCAAGCGUAUAGGAUAUUCACUGGCUUUCUCUUGGACAAGCACAAAGGGAUCACCAGCCCAUUCCUCCACCCCAUUGGCCACCAGGAAGCCCAGCAUGGUAUUGGAGGGGUCCGGGGCCGGGGUCAGGCACAGCUCAGGCAGUCGAUGUGCUUGCGGAGGAUGGAGGAGAAGUUUAUCAACCAAGAGUAUGAGACCAUAACAGAGUUUGUUGCAGACUUCAGGCUAAUGUUGGAGAACUGUUAUCGCUACCAUGGAGUGGACCACUGGAUCUCCAAACAGGCUCAAAAGCUGGAAAUCAUGUUGGAGCAGAAGCUUACGUUGCUAUCCAGGACACUGAGAGAGAAGACGACCUUAGCAGUGACUUCUAAAGGGCGUUUUGGUGCUGAGGAGGAGCGGAGUUCAGGGGGCACCUCCACCAGGAGGAGGCUGGCACCUCGUAGCUUGGCAACUAUCACUGUUGGUGGGCAUGAGUCUAUUAUGGUCCAGGCCCUACGUCUGGAAGAACAACAGAGAGUCAAGGAGGAGAGGAGGCAACGUGAGCUUGAGAAGAAAGAGGCAGAAGAAAUGUCAGCCAAAGAGGUAGAAGAGUGGGAGCAGACGUUGCUGUCACAGGCUUCCCCCCACACUGUGGACACACUUUGGGAACUCCCUGCCAUAGGACACUUCCUCUGUCUAGCUCAGACUGCCCUUAACCUCCCAGAGAUUGUAUUUUUUGAUCUGGAGCGUUGUUUGCUGAUGCCCCGCUGCAGCCUCCUUCUGUCCAAAAUCAUGUCUUCCCUACUGUCCCCACCCCAGCGGAGGGCCACUCUGCACCGCCGGCCUGCCCUGCCUUACCGCCGCUGGGAGUCAGAACUCAGGCAGCGGGUCAUGAGCUGGUAUCGAGCUGUUGGUGCCUCCCAUGACCAGCUGGGUCGGGCUGAGCAGCUGGGACUCUGCAACCAGUUUUUCAGCAUUCUCGGGGAGGUGAGUCCUUUGGAGGAGAAACCCUUUCACUUGCUGCCCUUCUACCAGCGAGUAUGGCUUCUGAAGGGGCUGUGUGAUCAUGUGUAUGAGACGCAGAAAUAUGUGCAGGAUGCUCUCCUUGCCCAGCCCAUCCAUGAAUGUAGGGAGUCUAUUUUGGGCUAUGACAGCAAGGAGAAUGCCUAUAUACAUUUCCCACAUUUCUGUGGGGCAGACUUGAGGAUCUACUGCCAGAGCCCCAGCUCACCCCCAGUUUUCCCUUUCCCUUCUGUAUGGGUCAAAAGGGUUGAUAGAGAGCCAGUGACAGACGGUGAAGAGUCGGAUGGAAUGAAGGAGGAGGGGAUUGCAAGUGACAGGGGGUGUUAUGGAGGCUCAAUGGACACAGGCGAGUGUGCUGAUUUUGGAAAGGGGAGAGCAGAGACACUUGGGGUUUUCAAAGGGGAAAAUGGGGAUGGAGAGGAGGAUAACAAAAGGUUUAAAUCAUGGUCACUGAAGAACGAGGAUGGGUCCGACUCAGGCUGCUCUGAUGAAGACUCCUGUGAAGACCCUAAAUUGGACUUAAUAAUACACACACACUCAUUAUCCCUUUCACACACUAGUCCUGUAGGAAGGGGUGUGGAAAUUAAUUUGAAGGAAAAAACUGCAGAGUUCGAGCAUCAAUCCAAGAGACUCACAUUGAAACAAGAGCAUGGCUUCCCAUUGGGCUCAAUGCGCACCAUUAAAGCAGAGACACAGGAGCCCUGUCUGAGUGUAGGGGAGCACAGCUACACGGGCAGAUCACCUGCUCGCUUAGUAAAUCUGGCCUCUCCAACCAAACCAAUCAAAAUGGAGGGAGAAAGUCCCAGCCAGGGACACCAAAGGUCUUCCUGUCUGGGUUGUUGUGAAAGCAAAACUAGUAAUGUAACAUCUGAGGAGCGCGACUGCUUCUGUGGAUCGUCGGGGCUAGCAGCACAGUUGUCUUCUGAGAGUUCUCAAAACUCAAGUGACGAGAGGGUGAAUGACAAAAUCUGGACUAAAAAAAAAAAGCAGAAGAAAAAGCGAGGGAGGGAACAGCUGCCGAGGGUGAAAGGAGAGCACAAGCAGCUGCAGCACGUGGACAGGAUGAGGCUGUCCUCAGCUGAGACUGCCAAGUCUGCAGUGCGGAGGGUUGCCACAACGAUUAAAAGGAAAGACAAGAAGAAAAAACAUAAAGCAGGAAAAAAGCUUGAAUCUUCAAAGAAAAUUAAAGAUGAACCUGCAGUUGAGCCAUCAUUUAAGUUGGUGUGCACCAGUCUUGAGGAGUUGCGAGAGCUGAUCAGUAAGACAGAAGAUGAGCUUGAUGACCUGGAGAGCACUAAAAAGAGAUUGGGUCGGUGGUAUUAUAGGAGAGAAGCAGUGAAAGACCUCCACAGCACUCUGAUCAGACUACUGAAUGAACUUUCACCCUGGGAACCCAAACUUGUCAAGGCCUACCAAAGGAACAGGCUUCGUUUGAAGAAGGAAUUUGAUGAUUUCAAGAAGCACCCAGAAUACAAUAACUUUGUCCGUGAAGAGUGUAUUUCCUCAUCAUCAUCAGACGAUGAUGACGAUGAUGAUGAAGACAGGGGUAUGGAGAAGGAGAUGUGUUCACUUUCGGAUCAUUAUAGGAGAUCAGAAGAGGAGGACCUGGAACAUAUGGUUCCCAGAGGUCUUUGGAGUGGAGCAAGCACCAGGGAGUUUCUGGCUGAGUCUGCUGGAGAAAGAACAAUGACCUACGUACCUUCCAACCACCUAAAACACCCUCUGGCCAGCCCAGAGAAACACAUUAGUUUCCUGCCAAGAGGUCAGACUGGUGGCAGUAACAUUACUUCUUCUCCUGACUCUGAGCCACAGUCUACAUCUGAACUGAGACCAUCAAAUCAAUCCAGGGAUUCAAACUCACCACGGGCAGCAAGGGUACCAGCUCAGGCUUCACUGUCACCCAGAACCCCCAUCCUCCAUCCCACCACUGGACUACCUAAGGGCUACACGCCCAUCCCCACCCUGCUGGCUAAGAGUGUGGGAAACAAAGUGACCUUAAUGAAACGGCCUGCUGAUUUUCCAGGGAUCAACAACAUAGAUAGACAGAGCAAAGGGGUCUCCCUGCCUACCUCUGCAGUGACUAACACAAAACUUUCAAAAGCACAAAGUUCUCCAUCCAGUUUCCAGCAGAACCCGCAUGAAAUGCAGGCACAAGGACUACAACAGACGGAAGUACUAAGACAGCCAAGAAUGGCUACAGUGACGGCAGCUCUUCCUAAAUCACUACAGGCCAAACCAACACAGACUGUACCAAAAAAUCCUGUCCAAGUGGUGUACAAAGUACCUGAGGGACUGGGUCACCUAGUAAGGAGAGACAGCAGCCCAGUCAAGAUAUCUGUUCAUCCUGUUGUGGACCAGAACACCGGGGAGAAGAUCAUGCAGCAAUUGGUAAUUCUGCCUUCUAAUCUUCUUAUUCAGAAAACUGAAGAAAAGGUGUCCUCUUUCCAACAACAACAGUCUACGGGCAUUCAGGUCCCAGUUUCUAAAGCAGCCAGCCCCUUACGUAUGUCCACCAAUGUGCCUGGGUUCACAAUCCCUGAAAACAGAAUCCCUGUUCAGCAAGUGGCUCCCCUAAAAGAUGCCAGGACAGUGAGGACCCCUUCUCCUUCUGUUUCCCCUCGUCUGCAGCAGGGGGCCCUGAACACAGCAGGGUUUAAGGGGGCACAAGUCUGCAGUCCCCAAGCUAGCACACCACAAGUUGUCACGCCAAUGUCCUCACUCGUCACAACUUCUUCUAGUGCAGUUUCUACUGAGCCUACUAAAUCUACAGACCCUAAACAGGAGCUUAAGACUGUGUGUAUCCGUGACUCACAGUCCAUCCUGGUAACAACCAGAGGAGGCAACACAGGCAUCGUCAAAGUCCAGACAUCCUCAGACCAGAAUGCGCUUGGCUCUUUGCCCACCAGUCCAGUCAUCACCAUCUCACCUCAGUUUAAAGCCUUCCUUGUGUCCAAGACAUCACAGACUUUCUCUCCUUCUGCUCCCUCUCAAACUUCUCCUUGCACCAUUUCAGCAGGGACAAGUGUCUCAGUGGCCCAACCUCAAAAGCAGGUUCCUUCAGUAUUAAAGUCCCCUUCCGCGGUCACAACUCCUAUGCUCACUGCAGUCACUGGUAGCAUUCCUGUAACAGGCCCAGGAAUCCAGACUACAGGCACUUCUGUUGCUACAAGUCAAGGUUCCAACACCUCAGCUUGUUCUACGGUUGCAACAAAGUUUGGCCAGCUAAUGCAGACACCUGCUGCUGGUUCUCACUUACAAGCUUCAUUAAUAAAAAACACUGUUGUUGUCCCAUCACUGAGUAGUUCUGGCGUUCCCCAAGUUCUCACACAAGCAGAGUUCAUCAGCAAGACUGGUGUGAAACGGGCCAGUACAGAGGAGAGAUCCCAAGUUACUAAAUUCAUCCUGGUCACUCCCUCUUCUUCCUCCACCUCAAAUGUAGCAUUAUCAAAAGGUACACCCUCUUACACAAAAUCACUUCCUAGUUCAAGAGUCAUGUUCAUCAGCCAGCCCACAUCAACAUCAUCCACCACCUCCAUGGGAAGCAUCCCAAAGCAGGCGGUAGCAACAGGGGCGACUGGACAGCUGCUGACCACUUCAUUAACAAGUCAAACUCUAAAGAUGGGAUUAAGUCCAGGCCAAUCUGUUGUCAACUCAGACACCUUGUCCAAGGUCAAGAACAUCACUCUGCCCUCAGGGGUUCAAAUCCAGUUGUCGGGAAAGACAACAACCAUUGGACAGACCAUCGGGGCCCUGUCACGUUCUCCUUCCAAGAGCACACCAGUGUCUGUGUCAGAUGCUGGCCGUCCGCCAGUCACCACCACUGGACUUGUCCCGGUUACAAGUUCAAAUAUCAUCACAAGCUGUCCUACCCAGCUGGCCUCUCACGCUUCUCUGACCACCAGCUGUCAGCUCCAGGGUAUCCCUUCCUUCUCCAUGAUCUCCCAACCAGGCUCUUCCACAGCCACAUCUACCGCUGCCACUCUGUCGGCAGGACCAUUGAUUAAGAAGGACCUUGGUAUGCAUGCAAGUAUACUGUCAAGCAACUCUCCUGCUCAGGUAACCCCAACUGUGCAGAGUAGCCCAGCCCAAACCUCCACACCCACCCUCAUCCGUCAGCCUUCAAAUAUCCAAAGUGGCAUUGGUGAGGAAACCACUUGCUUCUUAUCUUCCUCUCAGCUUGCUCUCAAGAAAACCCAAACACCUAUCUCCUCUGCAACAACCACCAGUACCCCAUUCACCACCUCUGCUACUGGCACAAUCCAGCAGAGGAUAGUCAUCAACACCUCUACGCCUCUUGCUGCUGGCACACAAAUCCUCCUUAAUAAUGCACGUUUUGUAGUCCCUCCCCAGGGUUUAGGUCCAGGUAGCCACGUCCUUAUCAUCUCUAGCCCUGCACCACAACAAGUGCCUACUGUCAGUGCUCCCAGCACUGGAGCAUCAGUACCUCCCCAAGGGGCAAGUCAGGCCACUGUAACCCCUAGAGCACCAGUUUUACCCCAGUCCCCAGCCAGGCUGCCUGGUGUGCCAGCCGUAAGUUCUCCUUUUGUAGCAUGCACACCUGCUGUUGGUCCAUCAUUGCUAGCAACCACUCCAAAUGUCACGCCAGUCCGUCUAACGGGAACACCUGGCAUGGGUUCAACAUGGUUACCCAGUAAAACAAAUGUAGUGUCUGCUCUGCCUAGGUUGCCAGAUGCUCAGGCUGGUAACUUCGCAUCUCCACCUGUAGGUACACCCACUCUGGUCUCAUCCCCUCCAAGGUUAGGCAGUGUACCAGCCGUAGUUUCCCCAGUGGUAACCAGUGCUCCUGCUCUUGGCUCAGCACUGACAACAAUCAGGUUAGCUGGUGGUACACACACACGAGCUGAAUGUUCAUCCACCUUCCCGCCUGCAGUAGCACCCCCCUUGUCCAGAUUAUCAGCACCUGUAUCAUCCUUGUCUGUUUUACCCAGCCCAUCAGCUGUUGCCUUGCCCAGCCCAGUCAUACCAGUUCCUGCACCCCUCUCCUCAGCUGCAGCUCCGGUGGUAGCAGGCACACCAGCUUUGCAUUCUUCUCUUCCUGCCCAGCAGAUGGUUUCAGUGACAACCCCAGGCCCAAGCAUACAGCCCCAGCAGACAGCAGUUGGAAUUGCAGCACCCUCCACUGUUCCAUCACAGGCUUUAGUGCACACGGGACUAGGUAACACAUCAGUCAGAAAAACGGUGCCUGCAGUCAUGCAAUCAGUGCUUGCUGGCACACGGACACAGGUACUGCCGACAGUGGCUGUCCCACCAAUUGUAAGUGGAGUGUCUAGGAUGCAGACGCUGCCCGUUGCUACAGUCCCACCAAUCGGAAGCACUGUCAACACCUUUGAAACAGCACCUGUGGUUGCAGCACCUUCUUCAAGCAGCACUGUAAUAAUCACUCCAGCUCAACCAAUCACAUCACUGAAGACAAACAGCACCAUCCACCCACCUGUCGUUCUAACCAAUCAAGCACUUGGAAAGCACUCUCUGCAGACCUCAUCCUUAGGUAUGCACACCAAUGUAGCAUCCAAGCUACUCAUUAGUCCUGAUGGUGCUGUUUUGAACACAGUUCAGUGCCAGGUCAAUCCAGUUGAGCUGACUGCCUGCCCUAAACCACUGGAUGCACUGGUGGUUUCCCCCAACAGUUCCACUGGAGCACUACACACACAUGAUUCCUCUUUACAGCCUUCACAGGCGGACAGAAAAUGAACCAAGUAACUGGGACUGUGCCAGCAAUGUGAGGACUAAGACGCCACUUUUCAGCUGAGUAGUUUCACCUGGGCUCAUAUCCAUUGCUUGUAGUAAUCCUGGGGUUAGUUAAAGAACUGCUUUGCAGCUGUAGUUGACUCAUAACUUACAUUUAGGACACAGUAGGUUAUACCAUCUGGUUAGAUAAUCCUAUAGCUCAAUCAGACAUACUGGAAAUGUAUACUGUGAUGGUUUUCUCAAGUGAAAACUGGUGAGGUUGCCCUCAGAUGAAUGUUAUAGACUCUUGACUUUCCUUUAUUUUAUUUUUUUUACUUCAUGGCCAGUAAUAACAACUGUUAAAACAAAGCAGUAGAAUGAAAGGGUAGAUAAAAUGAAUUUCAACUCAAGCUUUUGUAUUACUUUUCAACGCCAUUAGAUAUUGCUUCAAGAAGUAAUAAUUGGGAUACUCUUCAUUGGUACAACUUGCUCUACUUUGUCAGUUUGUACAAUACAACUGUCUGUAUUCAAAGUCUGUCAUGUCCUUUUUUUCAACUCGUAACCGUUUGAAAACUACAUCUUACUUUUUAGAAAUAUAAAUAAACUAAUAGAUAAAUUUGUACUACAUGUUUGAGCCCAUAUAAAAUGUUUUGAAGUCACAUUUAUUUAUUUUUACCAUAUAGAUUUUUCAAAAAUAUUUACUAGGUACAUUUUCAUUGAACAAGUGUGGACGUGACUGCAUGGAAAUAAACAAUGCGACUGUCCCCAACAA